Molecule: messenger RNA, 607 nt
Organism: Scutellospora calospora
Lineage: Eukaryota; Fungi; Glomeromycota; Glomeromycetes; Diversisporales; Gigasporaceae
Source: the annotation of a GenBank genome assembly
GAGAAACAAACAGGAUCAUCAGUAAAGACCACAGCCAAGCCCCAACAAUGGCAACUAACCAAGCCCUCAAAGUCGACGAAGGCACCCCAGGCCGCGAAAGCAAGCGAACCAAAAUCAUCCAAUCCAAGGUCUCAAGUCGCAGCUUGCCACGAGCGCCAACAUGGUGUGGGAAGAUCAGAAGCUGAGAGACGAGAUCCAUGGGCUCAAGUCGCAGCUUGCCACGACCGCCGAGAAGACGAAGGAGGACUGCAAGGCCAAAGAAGCGACAUCGUUUGUGAUAUCAUCCUUGAAUUCGCAGCUUGCUGCGAGCACCGAGAAGAGGAGGGAAGAUCAAGAGGCCAAGAACAACGCUGCAGAAGUCGCCGAGAACUACAAGCAGAAGUUGGAGGUGAUGGAGCUGAUCCGUGGAGAGCAGGCUCGAGCGAUCACACAACUCGAAAAGAAGACCACAAGGCUAAAAAGGCCGCUGCCGAGUUGGUUACUGUUGCGAAAACCGAGCUGGAAAUGUCACAAUGGCAGCUGGAAGAGAGCCAGAAGUCGACCACCGCGAUGGAAACAGGCCUAGGCGAGGCGAAAAGGCAGUUGGCGGGAAGUCAAAAGUUGAUCG